UGAUAACUUACAUCGACGACUAUUGGAUAUUUGGCUUCGAAAUUGACCAAUCAUCACUAUUGUCUUAUUUCAGAGCGCACAUUACAAAAAGAUAAGAAAAACAAAAUGCAAAGCCAGGAAUCACAACUUUCUGACCUUGUUAGUCUUGGGAAGGAGGUUACAGCAGCCUUCGAAGGGUCACAAGAAACUGAACUAACAGAGAAAUGUGCUGGCAUCAUCAGAGAAAUCCGCCAGCUUCAACAGCAACAAAGAGAGCAGCUAAAACAACAGAUUCAGGAGUUAAUCAACCAAGAGGAACGUGAGAUGGAGAAUGUGAAGGAAGAUGGAGAGAAGACAGAAGCUAUCCAUCAGGUUCAAACUGUCCAAGAACAAAUAAAGGCAGAAAAAGAGCACCUAGGGGAAGUAACCAAGAAAUGUGAAGAACUAAAGGAAACUCUACAGAAUCAGCGAGAGGAACAGGAGAGACUUACAGCAGAGGAACAGAAGGCCAGACACAACAGUACACAUACACUCCCCAAGAUUAAAUAUGAUGUACAACUCUACAAUACUUUGACAUCAAUAAGAUGGCAGUAUGACUGUGAGCCUGAUGAAAUCAAAGGAUAUAUUUGCAACAAAAAUGACAUCAAACCAUUUUCUCUGAAUGGAAAGCAGGUUUCCAAGUUCUUCAUUGCCAAUUAUUUGUGGGAUAUGAUGGAGGAAGACUGGUGACAAUUGACUGAUUGAGAAUCUUAGGAUCUGGGUCAAGUUUAGUCAACGCCCAGUAUUAGUUUGGGUGACACCAAUUCAAAAUUCAUGAUGGCAUCCAUUUCAUGAACAUGAAGUGAAAGUGUAUAAUUGUUUGUUUUAUGAUCCUCUAAAGUCAGGGAUUAUGUGAUACAAAGACACUGUACAUAACCUUAUUGUAUAAAUAAUAAAUGUAGAUAAACUCCAGAUUAGGAUUUUA
Saccostrea cuccullata (small rock oyster) is the source of this 943-nucleotide messenger RNA. RefSeq names its product kinetochore protein Spc24-like. Bases 106 to 708 code for a protein of 200 amino acids. Gene Ontology annotation, cellular component: Ndc80 complex. Lineage: Eukaryota; Metazoa; Mollusca; Bivalvia; Ostreida; Ostreidae. The record is from RefSeq and is a predicted model, not a curated record. Gene Ontology annotation, molecular function: microtubule binding. The transcript is spliced from 5 exons. Gene Ontology annotation, biological process: chromosome segregation.